AAAAAUGCCUUGGCAAAAGUCAUUGCCCACCCAGAGGACAGAAUAUGUGUCUGGUUCAGGCACUUACUAUUGUGACAAACACAACAGAAUUACUCUACAUUCUGCCAAUGCCACCCAUCCUAUUGAAGCAACAGAUGCCCCAACAGAGAAGCCAAUAAAGCCAACAGAGAGUGCUGGAACUGAAGCACCUGCACCUGUAAAGGCUGAUACAGUGAAGGAAGGAAGUGAUGCCAAACCUGCAGCUAGAAAACGAAGGGCUACAGAAGAGGGAGCUGAUAAAAAAAAUAGUAGAGGAGGAGAAGAAACCUGCCCCAAAAGUAGCUUACUCAAACGAGCCGAUAGAUCAUGAGGCACAAUAUCUGCAUAAGACAUGGGCUGAUGGGUAUUACUUGUUUGUGUUGAAUCUUGUUCAUGCUGAUGAUCUUCCAGAAGAUUUUCUCCUGAAAGUUAAUGUUAAGAUCAGCAAUGGUAACAGUUAUAUCGCAGCUGUGGAUUUUCCACUGCUUGUUUUCUAUGGUGUUAUGGCCCUUGUGUACCUCGGUUUUGGCAUUGCGUGGUUUAUUUUACUGGCUUGUAACUGGCCAGAUUUGCAUAGGAUACACUUCUGGAUUGGAGGAAUUAUUCUCAUAGGUAUGAUUGAAUAUGCUGUUUUCUUUGGUGAGUAUGAGAACAUCAACAAUACAGGCCAGUCUGUGAGGGGAGCCAUUAUCUUUGCUGAGUUGGUUUCUUGUUUAAAGCGGUCACUUGCCAGAAUGCUGGUCAUAAUUGUCAGUCUUGGCUACGGCAUUGUCAUACCAAGUCUUGGAAAGAUGUUUCAUAAAGUUUUUAUCGUGGGAGUUGUGUUUUCAUCCUAGCCUCUAUUCAAGGGUGUAUGAUGGCGCUCAAUGUAUGUUCUUUUAGCAUUAUUACGUGUAUACUUAAUUAUAUGUUUCUAUUUUAACUGAGUGUUGAAAAGUCUCUUGUCUAAAAUUAGCAUGUCAGCAGUAGGUCUGGUGUCACCUGGUUCAAUCCAUCAAUUUCCUAUGGUUUGACCCAUUUCACACCUGUUUGCUAUUUCACUGAAAAAAAAAGGACUGAAUAGUGUAUAUGAUCUGGAGAUUUUAGUUAUCUUUAAUUAUUUAAGUGCAUAAGCUACAAGCAAGUUGUAGUUUUUUUAAGAAAUUUCAUGCAUGAAUGAAUUACGAUUUCUUUUAACAUUACACCCUUUCUUUUCAAUUACUAUUUUGUCUGGAAUUAUAUUUCACAGUGUACAGCCUAAUAGAAUAGCUUUACUUCUUUAACCAUAGAAAUCAAUAUUAAAUAUCUAUAAGACUUAUGAAAUAACUUGAAAAACCAAAGGCUUUAGUCAUAAAUUAAUAAAGUUAAAGACAUAAGAGUCUAAAGAGUAUGCUUGCCAUGUUUGUAGCCCUCUAGUGUCAUUUAAUAAUUGAUACACAAAAUUGUAGGUUACUGACUACUUCAUUUAAAGUGUAAAUACAUGGGAAUAACUUGCCUAAACUAUUUUAAACUCAUUAUAUAGGAAAAGUUUUUUUUUUUUUAAUAUUGAUUUUUUUUAAACAUAUUUAUCUUUGUCAGAAGAGCUUCUUAAUCAAUAACUAUUUCUAUUUAAGUCUAUAUGUGCAUUUUAUCUCCUGCUAUUUCUAUAAUCAAUUUUCUUUUAGGAGAGAGCAGACCAAAGCCCACUAGGAAUUACACUUGGUGUUUUGUUACUAGUGAUUGACAUCUUUAUUUUUGG
Molecule: messenger RNA, 1735 nt
Organism: Physella acuta
Lineage: Eukaryota; Metazoa; Mollusca; Gastropoda; Physidae
Product: transmembrane protein 87B
Biological process (GO): retrograde transport, endosome to Golgi
Cellular component (GO): membrane; Golgi apparatus
Source: RefSeq, a predicted model, not a curated record